AUGGCGUCUCCUGCCUCACUCGCCGCGACCUCCGAGCUCGACGUACCAAGCUCCCCCGUCCAGCCCGAAGCCAAAUCAUUUGUCUCCCGAGCCAUGUCCGAGAACGACGAUACCCAGAUGGGCAAUGGCACUCCUGAUCCCCAAACAAAGUCAUCCCGUGCGAAAAGCAAAGCACCACAAAGUAAGGACAAAGACAAGGAAAAGGAAAAGGACGCAGCAAACCAAUCAACAGUUGGCAAGAUACGCCAUUUGAAGAAGGAGGAUGGUGAGCCCCUUUGGAGGGAAGACAUUCAAUACGACUUUCUCAAGGCCGUUUUUGAUAAUGAGCAGACCGUCUUCACCAACUCAUACGAACCUGAGCGGCUCCAGCGGCAAUGUUUUGCUGAUCUUUACAUCGAUACCAUGUCCCGCAGCUCGAAAACUAGCAAAGUGCUCCGAGAUAAGCUUCUCAGUGACAGGGAGGCUGCUAAGGGCAUGGCAAUGGUCUGUCUUCUUGUCAACAUGGGUCGCAUGAACACUACUCUGAAUUUUUUUCCUGAGAUGCGAGCUCAGCUGCGCACAUAUCAUGCCAUCCCUUCACUACAAGCUCGCCAGGAUCCCCAUGCUUACAAGCAGCUUCAAGAUGCUCCUCGCCUCAAGUCUAUCUUGAAAGGUGGCGCAGAUGAUCGAGAAGAACCCAACUCCCUUGAUAAGAUCAAGUCGCUGGACACCCCUCGCACGAAUCCCGUCAAUCUUAUUUUCGUCAUGUGCAAUGCAGCACAGAAGAUUGCAGAGCUUCAUUUCCCACGUGCCCGUGAAUUCCACGAUUUGAUCAUGAAAACCGACUUGACGAGCCAGUCCCGCGCCAAUGCAUUCUUGUGGCUCAUGUGGUUCUACCUUGAGUCCGACUUCACAGAAGAAGGUUGCGAAGAGAAUCCUUUCGGUGCUGGUGUCGACUACGGUCUGGAUGUUGCCAAUCAAGGGGUCCCACAACUCAUAGGGAUGGACAAAAAUGAAGAAGCCGCGGAGAACGUGGACACCGAGGAAGAAAUUGAGUUUGGUCGCACCAAGCAGAAGAUGCGAGCAAAGAUUCUAGAAAUGGACCAGGCCUACCUUAACGAGCGGGACACAAAGAGAGGCAAGAUGCGGCCAUCGUUUGCCGCCGACGAAGGCCCUGCAAUUCUCCCUCGUAUACGGCCAUCCAAACAUGAAUCCGAUAUGGACAGCACCCGGUCAACACCGCCACCAAGAGCACUUGGUGGUCGGGGUCUUAACUCGAGUCGCAGAGGCGCUCCUCUCAAAUAUCAGAUCUUCGAGGGUGCCUCGUCACCAGCACAUCACGUCAACGAAGGAGUCGUGGCCAGGAAACCUCGACCUCCCACAGCACACCAACUAGCUGUUGAGCGAAACAGGAGCCAAAGAGUCGAGUACAUUCUUGAUCGAGGCCUCCGCCGCCAGCAUCACAAGAGUCGAAAGCUCAGAAGACAAGACGGCGCCAUAUUCAGGUCGUAUCAACGGGUCAAUGCUCAAGAGGAUCCAUUUGAAGACAGUGACGAUGAAACCUCCCUACCACGAAAUCUAACUUACGGAGACAAGACUCCAGGAUUAUUCCGCGAGAAGGGUGUGGGCGGGCUUUGCCUUUUGACAAAGGAGAAGGACGAUUUUGGCGAGGAGGUCAGCGCCUAUGCUGCUGCUCUUAGAAGGGCAACAAGACGUUUACGUCGUUGGAGACCACAUGCCCAUGAGCUUGGUGUCAUUCCUACUGUCAAGCGCCCCAGGCCGAAGAAGGCCGAAGAAGAUGACGUGGAUCUGGACCUGGAUGACGAUCUUGAUGGAGAUAAACAAAACGGGGAUCUCAAUGGCGAUGUCACACUUGGAGAUGUCACAGUGGGAGACAUGACGGCCGGCGACAUGACUAUGGGCGACGUCACGAUGGAAGACGCUGAGCUUGAAGACCAAACGGUCCUCCACGACGACGACGAAGUGGACGACGCAGAUCGGACAGAGGUAAUGGGAGACUCCGACAUUGACUAA
Molecule: messenger RNA, 2013 nt
Organism: Fusarium pseudograminearum CS3096
Lineage: Eukaryota; Fungi; Ascomycota; Sordariomycetes; Hypocreales; Nectriaceae
Exons: 2
Coding region: 1-2013 (670 amino acids)
Cellular component (GO): Ino80 complex
Source: RefSeq, a predicted model, not a curated record